UAAGUGCUGCCAAAAUGUCGGGAAACGGAGAUGGAUUGCUAAGUGGAAAGUCACAAUCUGUUGGCUUUCACGAAUCACAUGACGGAUCCUGCACGAGUAAAGCCUGUUCCGAUGCAAACACAGGCUCUGGACCAAAAGUACACCAAAUAUUUGAAGCGAUAAAACAUGGUAUAUUGAUACCUGUUCAAGUAUUUAUAGAACAAGAAGGUGUGGAAGUAUUAAGGGUCAGAGAUGAAAAGGGUCACACUCCAGCUCAUUGGGCCUGCCUUGGAGGUCACACCACGAUUCUUCGGCAUAUUAUUGAAAAUAAAGGACCGAUAGAUGAACCGAGUGAGAAUGAACUUGGGGCUCGACCCAUUCAUUGGGCUUGUGUUAAUGGACAUAUAGCUAUCGUAGAUAUUUUAACACAAGCUGGUGUGGCGUUAGACGUAACGGAUAAUAAAGGAUGCACACCACUGUUAGUUUCAGCUCAAUAUGGACAAACAAUGUUAGCAGGAUAUUUAAUGGGUAAAGGAGCUCGGCUACAAUUAGUAGAUAAAGAUGGCGACAAUGCCUUACAUUGGGCAGCUUUUAAAGGUUAUUCUGAGUUAAUGAGAUUGUUGAUAUAUUCUGGUUUUAAUCCUCGACAAAAAGAUAAUUUUGGUCAAACACCUCUUCAUUUGGCGUGUAUAAAUGGUAAUUUAACAGCAGUGAAAGAACUUUGUGAACAGGAUGGAGUAGAAAUUAAUUUAGCAGAUAAAAAUAAUAAAACGCCGUUAAUGUUAGCUAUUGGUAGAAAACAUGAAGAUAUUGUCAAUUAUUUAAAAAAAGAAGCCAGGUUCCGUACCAGUAUUUUACCUAGAAUAGACUUUUGGUCAAUUUUAUUUGGUCCACCAGGGAAUAGUAAAGGAGCCUUAUUAUUUUUUGUAGUUAGUAUUUUAUGUUGGGGUUAUCCAAUGUAUAUAAUAAAGUGUUUAUCGUCUACAUUCUAUGAACUACAGGUGACACAUAUGUUAUUUAUGAUGGUUAAUAUAUGUAUGUGGAUCUGUUUAUAUCACGCUAGUACCACAGAUCCAGGCUUUUUACCACGUAAUAUACCAGAAUAUGAUCAAGCUAUAAAACAGGUAGCACAUUUUGAUGAAUGGAAACAAGGUCGGAAUCCAUUAAGUCAACUAUGUCAUACUUGUAGAACAGUUAAACCUGUUAGAGCUAAACAUUGUAGAAUCUGUAAUCGUUGUAUUAAAGAAUUUGAUCAUCAUUGUCCUUAUAUAUAUAAUUGUGUUGGAUAUAAAAAUAGGACAUGGUUCUUUGGUUUUACUCUAUCAAUCUUCAUAGCAGUUAUCCUCACAGACUAUUUAUGUUAUUAUAUUCUGACUGUCCGAGGGUGGGAUUGGCUUGUAGCCAUUGGUUUACUGGAAGCUGCCUUCUUUUCUAUUGGUAUCACCGUUGUCUUCUGGAUGUCGGUUGUACACGCAGCUAUUAAUUUAACAACUAAUGAAAGAAUAAACAGGAAGAGAUAUAAAUACUUGAAGGAUGGGAAGGGAAAUUAUUACAAUCCUUUCAACCGAGGUGUUAAAAACAAUAUAUUAGAAUUUUUCCAUAUUAAGAAGCCGUUACGAGAUCAAGAAGUAGAAUAUUUGAGUGUGGAUAUUGUGUAAAAAACAAUGGAAGAACAAAGUUUAUAUUUAUUUGUGAACAAAACUGCCAUAUGAACAUUUUAAUAUAUGGUUUUAUGAGGAAAUUAAAAAGUAUGACUGGAAGAUUGAAAGACAUGGUUACCUCUUUUACUUAUGGCAUAACUUUGUUUCAUACAUAGUUCAUGGUUAAAUAAUACUUCUUGUGAUAUCUGAUCAAAAAUACAAUUAUUACUGUAGAAUAAAUACAUACAUCAAACAUAAUUCAUCUUCUCGGUUUAAAAGCAUGUAUUUUAAAAUGUUAUGUAUAUAAUAUAGAUUAUAUUUUUAAUAUUUAAGAUCGGGGGUCAUGAAACUUUUUAUUUUUCUUAACUCAAGAGUUUUUUUUUUUCAAGUUUGUUUCUAGAACUACAGGUAAAAGAUGUAAUUGAAAGUAAUAUUAAUAUUUUCCUUUUAACAUGGUACUUCAAUCAACACACUCGGAAAAAUAAGUUCCAUCUGUAGUUGUAUUUAAGGCAUGGGAUAGUCAUAGAUUUGUGUAAUUCUCAAGUUAAGAAAAUAAAUGGUUUUAUGUCCUCAAACUCCAACCCAGUUUUAUUGCACACAUAUUUUAAUCAUAAUGACUAAUGUGGACACGCUGUAGUUGACAGACGUGAUAUUUUAACAUCAAUCGGAUUAAAAUACAGAUCUAUAUUUCAUUUUGUUUUUUUAUACUCUCGAUGGUUACUGACCAGUUGUAGUGAGAGGUCGUGUCAGAAGUCACGUCAGAGGUCUUACGAGAUGCUUUUGACCCUAUGAAGUCACACAAUGAUUAAUCAAUCAGCGUUGACGUUUCUAGUGGUUUACCCACAAUUCCGUGCAUUGCACACCAAGAACUCACCGUAACACACCGUUUAAUUGGCUAAUCGCUCACAUCAACCAGAACGCCAGUAAUAUAACAACCAUUCCAGAUCCUAGACAAGUAAAAUGAUAUUUUGAACUAUAAAAAACGAAAAGAAAUAGGAUCUGUGUUUUAAUCAGAUUGUUUUAACCUGGUCUUCAACUCACUACAUAUGGUCGGUCUUAUUAUUACAAAGUUUUAGUGCCUAAGACCACAAAUUGCUUAAUAUUUGCUGGCUUUUAUGUUGAAUUCUGUAGAAAUUUGAUGAGAUAUGGCUUAUUUCAAAAUCGAGUUUAAAUGGGUAAGACUAAUGUAAUUCAUUAAACAUUUUGGUCAUAAUUCUGCCUUUAGCUUGUCACAGAAUAAAAACAUUCCAAUCAAGCUGGUUCUAUUUUUAAUAGAUCACUAAAUAGUUUCCAUUUUGUGAAGAUAAUACUGUGGUCCGUUUAAUUUCCAAACUCUUUAGCAGGACAAUUUUAUUGAAUACUCUAGUCCUUCGGCUAUACACCAUUUUAUACAUAAAGAAUCUCCUACGAGUCUUUUUUGAUAUCAAAAAAUAUCAACACUCGUUAAUAAAGUAAAAAAUAAUUUUUUUUUUUUUUUUUUAACUUUAUCGAUGAGUGUCGAUAUUUUUUGAUAAGUAAGUAUAUAUAAUUCUUUGGUAUGGAGGGAUGAGGGAUUUAGUCUAGUCUCUAUCAUCCAGAAAAAUAUUCUAUGAAUAUUAGUCUGAAUGUGUUGUCAACAUUUGAGAAUAAUUGGUCAUUGGCUAGAUUAUCCAGUCUUUUACAUUAUCAUGAACAAAGUCUAAGGGAGGUAACUACUCCCAAAACAAGAUGUUGACGCCCAUGAAAUUAAUUUAAGAAUUCCAUUUCAGAAAAUCCAUUUGCAUUGCCAGUUCAAUAUCCAACUCUUAAUUCUUUUAUUGUAAAAUUUAUCUUUUCAAUGACCACAUCUAUGUCUUUUAAUUAAUCUAAAUUGGUUGUCACGAUUCAUGUUUUUUUUAUAAUAAUGCAUGAAUUAUGGGAUUUAUUGCGGGAAGGGAAGCAACUCUUACGUGAUUUGGCGAAAUUUACUAGAUAAUCAACUGCAUAAAAACCUAAAGUCCCAGUUACGCAUGGUCAAGGGAACUUUUCGUUAAAUACUGACAACGGUCCCAGACCUUCGCUACGUUGAGGACUAGGUGGUUCUAGGUGACUGAGACUAGAAGAAUUCCAGAAUUCUUUUACAUUUAAUAUUUUACUGUAUGAAUUUUAAUUGAGAAGAUCUUGGUUACCAAUUUUUAUUCUUGGAUUGAUUUAUAUUCGUGUGAUGUCUGCUUCCACAUUGUUAUGUUACCAAUUAUUAAAAUAUUAUAGAACAAUAUUAUUUCCUACAUUAUAAUUUUGUAUGGUCUGAAUUAUGUUCUCUAUAGUAUUCAUACAUUAUAAUUAUGUAUGGUCUGAAUUCUGUUCACUAUUAUUCAUACAUUAAAAUUUUGUAUGGUCUGAAAUCUGUUCACUAUUGUUUUUAUUAUAUACAUUACAUAUUAUCAUCUUUAUAUGUUGGCUUUUAUUUAUAUGUCGAUAAUGUAAAUAAUAUACAGAAAUAAAUAUCUUGCA
This is a messenger RNA of Patella vulgata (common limpet), 4091 nucleotides long. RefSeq lists its product as uncharacterized. Gene Ontology annotation, molecular function: protein binding; palmitoyltransferase activity. Gene Ontology annotation, biological process: protein palmitoylation. Gene Ontology annotation, cellular component: Golgi membrane. Bases 15 to 1637 code for a protein of 540 amino acids. The record is from RefSeq and is a predicted model, not a curated record. The transcript is spliced from 9 exons. NCBI's taxonomy places the organism in Eukaryota, Metazoa, Mollusca, Gastropoda, Patellidae.